AUGCCCGACCUGCUGCGGGCCGCGCCACUGGCGCGCGAGCGGCUGCCGGCCGUGGAAUCUAGUGCCUGGACCCCUUUCUUGGCGGAGUGUGUCCAGGAUGCAUUUGCCCAUGCGCGUGACGCAUCCAACGUAGCCAAGCGCAUACGCACAAGUGGAGCGGAGAAAGUCGCGUGCGGCGCGUCGCCCUCGCUGGAGCACGGACGGCUGGCCAGGGCGCAGUGGCACACGCGCGCAUCCACGCACAACGUGCCGUACGAAAAGUUUGCAAAGGGGCUCCUCGAGGAACACACGGUGCAGGAGCAGCAGUACAUCGAGUCGCUCGAAAAGGUAACGUGUCUCGAGGCGCUGCAGCCCAACGUCGGGAUCUGGCACAAUGCGUACAAGCUCCCCCCGCUGACCGCGGACCGCGACUUUGUCGAGCUCGUCUUUGCGAUCCCUCUGCCGCCACACCCCGAGCCGUUUUCAGCGGCACACGAGCAGGCGUCGCUCGAGGCCGCCUUGUGGAUGCAUGGACCGCCCGCGGCGCCCCGGCCCGGCGAGCUGCGCUCGUUCCUCGUGCUGAGCCAGCCGAUCGCGCACGCGCGCGAGAAGGGGUACGUGCGUGCGUACUAUGCCAGUGUCGAGGCGGUGCGUGAGCGUGCCCCGUCCGAGACCGAGUGGAUCAUGACGGUCCAAACCGAUUCCUCGGGCUGGGUCCCGCUUUUUCUGCAAGAGCUCAUGAUGCCUUCCAAGAUUGCCGAGGAUGUGCCUAGUUUCCUAGCCUAUGCCGAGCGUCUGUAG
Malassezia japonica is the source of this 780-nucleotide messenger RNA. RefSeq lists its product as uncharacterized. Lineage: Eukaryota; Fungi; Basidiomycota; Malasseziomycetes; Malasseziales; Malasseziaceae. The record is from RefSeq and is a predicted model, not a curated record. The transcript has 3 exons. The coding region runs from base 1 to 780 and encodes 259 amino acids.